Aplysia californica (California sea hare) is the source of this 578-nucleotide messenger RNA. Its product is annotated as gigasin-6. The record is from RefSeq and is a predicted model, not a curated record. Lineage: Eukaryota; Metazoa; Mollusca; Gastropoda; Aplysiida; Aplysiidae.
GUCGUCCUCAGCCAAGGCUACGGUCACACCAGCGUGGACAAAAAGAUCCGAGUGACCACCAGGACAAAGUUCGGCAUUGGCUCCCUCACCAAAGCCUUCACCGCCACACUCAUCUCUAAGUGGGUGCAUGAGCAGGACAACAUUGAUUUCGACACACCGAUCAAAGAAUUCUACCCUGCAUUCCGUGUCGUGGACGAGAUUCGAACCCAGGGCGCCACGUUUCGAGACCUGCUCUCUCACCGUCUGUCUGUGGAUGACUACUUCAAGUCGCUCAUGAUGGGAAUCCCAGACCAGUACAGCAGAGCCGAACUCAUGGCCCGUAUGGCCUACUUCCCCGCAUCUCGUUCUUUCCGGGAGAAGUUCGUCUACAACAACUACGCCUUCGCCCUCGCUGCCCACGUCCUUGAGAAAAUGUCAGGCGACCGGAAGUGGGAGGAAAUGCUCCGCGACACUCUUCUGAAACCUCUGCGCAUGACCGGAACCGGAUAUGUCACCGAACGACGCGACUUUUCGGACUUCGCGUUACCGUGCGCGGAGAGGAAUGGCUCAAUGGUCGACGCAAACCCGGAACUUAUGUA